Drosophila ficusphila is the source of this 3907-nucleotide messenger RNA. RefSeq names its product probable G-protein coupled receptor Mth-like 1 (gene mthl1). Gene Ontology annotation, biological process: G protein-coupled receptor signaling pathway; cell surface receptor signaling pathway. Gene Ontology annotation, cellular component: membrane. The record is from RefSeq and is a predicted model, not a curated record. NCBI's taxonomy places the organism in Eukaryota, Metazoa, Arthropoda, Insecta, Diptera, Drosophilidae. Gene Ontology annotation, molecular function: G protein-coupled receptor activity.
CACAAGAGAAACCCCAUCCACGAAAUAUGUGUACGUAGCACAUAAAUCGCAGAAAUCGGGGCCAAACAAAGAACCAGAAAAGCGAGCAAAACUAGACGCGGCCACACGAUGGCUUUCGGCCUGUCAAUCAAGGACCACCAUGGACAACUGCUCCUCCUGCUGCUGCUCGCCGCCACCGCGAUGCUCUCGAGUGCGGCGCUGGGCGAUGAUGCCCCGCCACGCCCCUCGCCGCCGCCCACCGUAAAGCUGAACAAGUGCUGCCCUGGGGAGUACCUGAACGCCAGCUCCAGCGGCGACUGCAUCGCCGGCAGCGAGUCGCUCUGGCUGCCGAUGGUCUACCUGGUGCAGCAGCAGCGCUUCUUCGAGCCGCACGGCGCCGGCCCGCGCUUCAUGCGCUUCCUGCCCAACGCGCGACCCCACUGCCGUCCGGACCAGGCGCAGGAGCUCUUCCGGAGUCGCGGCGCCAACGUGAUGCUCUUCCCCAACGGCACGCUCUACGUGCGGGAGCGCGGCCUGCUGGUCCAGCCGCAGGACUACUGCGUCGACUGGGAGGUGGCGCUGGUCUGCCUCAACCACACUGCCGACGCCCUGGAGGCUCCCGGAGGCACCAACCUUGCGCAGAAGGACCAGCCGGCGCUGCGGCUGCGCAAGUGCUGCGGCAAGUGGGGCAGCUACAACACGCAGCUGAAGAACUGCGACCUGCAGUCCGCCCAGCCGAACGACGGACGCCUCCGGCUGGCGCCACAGCUGCCGGAGAACAGCUACCUGACCAGCUACGGCCUGCCGGAGUGCACCCACUCGGGCGGCUACUCCAUCGCCGGCGACUGGCAGGAGGCCAGGCUGGAUCGCAGCACGGCCGGCCUGCAGCUGCCGCACAAGAACCUCAGCGCCGAGCAGUACUGCCUGGAGCACACGCAGCACGCCGGCGAGGUGAAGAUCAUCGCCUGCCAGCACCUGUUCCGACCGGAGGCGGGCCACACCACCGCGGAGGGGGCGACGACGCCCGCGCUGGAGGAGCUCGACAACCAGAACCUGCAGAAGGCCGUGCUCACCGGCGGCAUACUCGUCUCGAUCGUCUUCCUGGCCGCCACCCUGGUGGCCGGAUUCAUGCUGCAGGCAGUCCACCACGCCCUCCACUGGCGCUGCCAGCUGUGCUACGUCUCCUGCCUGCUGGUGGGCAAGGUCCUGCUGGCCAUCGAGGAGCUGAGCGCCACCCUGCAGCCGGGCAGCGCCAGCUGCCUGAUGCUGGCCAUCGGCAUGCAGUUCUUCUUCCUGGCCGCCUUCUUCUGGCUGAACACGAUGUGCUUCAACAUCUGGUGGACGUUCAGGGACUUCAGGCCCAGCUCGCUGGAGCGCAACCAGGAGAACCUGCGCCUGGUCCUCUACUCGCUGUACGCCUGGGGCGGACCGCUGCUCAUCACCUUCGUGGCCGCCUGCGUGGACCAGCUGCCGGAGACGUCGCUGCUGCGUCCGGGAUUCGGGCAGCUGUACUGCUGGUUCGACAACCGCAACCUCUCGAUCUUCGCCUACUUCUACGGACCCAUUGGACUGCUGCUCUGCGUGAACAUAGCCCUCUUCGUGUCCACCACCCACCAGCUGACCUGCGGCCUGUGGAAGCGGGACGACGUCAAGUCCUCGACGGAGAAGUCCGCCUUGGGCAGGGUGUGCCUCAAGCUGGUGGUCGUCAUGGGCGUCACCUGGAUAGCCGACAUCCUGUCCUGGCUGGUCGGCGGACCGCACGGCGCCUGGUUCUUCACCGACCUGAUCAACGCCCUGCAGGGCGUCUUCAUCUUCAUCGUGGUCGGCUGCCAGCCGCAGGUGUGGACCGCCUGCCGCCGGAUCUUCUGUCCGCGAUUGCGCCACGACAUCACGAACACCACGAACGGAGUCCAUCACUCGGGCAGCUCCCAGGGCGUCCCGUCGACGGUCGUCGGCACGGAGAUCACGCAGAACGUCAGUCUGGCCAACAGCCAGCACGGCGGAAUAGGAGGAGCUGCCCCAAUGGCGGCCGGGGAGGAGGAGGAGGAGCUGCCGGAGAAGUCGGCCAACGACACCGUACUCACCGUGAAGCGGGAGACCGCCUGCUAAACACAACUGAGACGAGCGACAAUGCGAAAGUCAGGCCCGGAUACAAAAGUCCAGACCCCGAACGAGCGAAAUAAUGGCAAUGGGCAGCUCCGCAGCGCGGAGGCAAUGAAAAAAAAAGAAGAAAUACUUAUAUAAAAAGCAGCAAAAGCUGGAGUUUCGAGACGCAGCACACACUUGCGCAAUCGCAACAACGGCAGCAACAACAUCGAAAACAGCAACAGCAACAACAACAGUAAGAUCAACAGUCGAGCAAGCUGACCAGCUAAUUGUGUGAGUGAGUGAGUGUGUGUGAAAGCGUCUUGCGCGUGAUUUUGAAAUCGGCCAACAACCGCUGUGGAACAAAAAGUACUCAGUAUGCCAGUAUUCAACUUCAAUUUGAGCCGGCACAAAAGAAACGUAUUAUUUUAUUCAUCGUCAUGAUCAAGUCAACCAGCUCAACUCAAUUCAACUCGACAAGCAAAAGCAGUAAAAGCUGACUAACGGUAAAGCAGUACGGGUCACAUUAACACGUUCUAAUUGGACACUUCACUUCGGUCAGUGUUGCGAAAUACUUGCGGCAGGCAAUUGGAAUGUGCGGCCAAACAGGAAUUUACAAUAGACAAAACAAAGCACAGCUAUUGUUGCUCUUUCACUUCCAAGCAACAAAACACAGAAAACAACAAUGCAUGCGUGUGUGUGUGUGUGUUUGUGUGGCAACCACAAGGAAUUUGCUGUUGAGGCACUUUUGUUGUUUUGGUUUUAGAUGGCUGCUCUGCUUUUUCCGACUCAAAUCUCAAGUGUGAGAAAAACAUCGCAGACACACAUGCACAUUUGGAUGUUUAACAUUUAAAUUAGCUGAUUCUGAUUGGGACUCCACGAUUCCAUUAACUUGACACUGCUUGCAUGCAUCUUGUCUGUGUGUGUGUGUUUAUAUUCUUGACACUUUCAUUGCCUAAUCGUCACUUUUUUACUGGAAUACUGGAUGAACAACCGCUGACUGCAGCUAUUUUUAUGUUUGGCGCAUAAUCUUUCCACCGAAAACUUUUCUGUAUGUUAUUUUUUAUGUCUAGAGUAAACAAAUGAAAUUUAUUUACUUGGAGGCCUAAACAGAACCGCCUCACACACACUGACACACGGAAGCAAUCAAAUUGAUCAUCGAAAGUUCAACGAUACUUAUCGAUCAAGGUUAAAUGGUGGAAAGAAAAGCGAUUUUAAUUAAUCAACGAACGAGCAGUAGACACUCAAACAUGCGCAAACUGACCCAAAUUCCAAGCAAGCAGUACCGUUGUCCUGCAUCCUGACUGUGGCGCCAAUUCAAAUGUAUUCCCCCAUCCCCAAACGUAUUUAAUGUAUUUUAGGUCUUGAAAACGCAGAAACUAUAAUGCAGUACAAUCAUUAUUUCUCAUUAUUUUUAUUUAACCAUUUUUUUUAUAAUUAUCUAAUCUUAAUUUAUUGCUCGAAUUGCGUUCGCACGUUCAACGUGCGUUUGUAACCAUUGUAUUAUGUAGUUGAACUUCCAAAGUGUUCAGGCCAAAAGUAAUUCUCACCGUAUUAACCAUACUGAUACUGGUAGAAGUGGAGAGUAUAUGUUUAAUUGUACAUAAUCAACGAGGAUGUAUUCUUUUUUUUAAAUAAGUAGAUUGUAUUUUUUUAAGCGAAGCAACGAAUCGAAUAUGAAACUAUCGAAUGACUGAAACAAAGGCAGCGAAUACUUUACACCAACAUAGAUCAUAACUUUUGAUACUAACUUUUGACUGUUGUAUAUAAACGUAUUUUGUACACCUUAUUGGCUAAGCGAUGAUUUAUUAAAGUAUAUGCACAUUUGCGUGUGAUCCCCAAA